This is a messenger RNA of Arachis stenosperma, 5058 nucleotides long. Its product is annotated as pentatricopeptide repeat-containing protein At4g33170. The transcript is spliced from 7 exons. Gene Ontology annotation, molecular function: zinc ion binding; protein binding; RNA binding. The record is from RefSeq and is a predicted model, not a curated record. Gene Ontology annotation, biological process: RNA modification. Bases 335 to 5017 code for a protein of 1560 amino acids. Lineage: Eukaryota; Viridiplantae; Streptophyta; Magnoliopsida; Fabales; Fabaceae.
AAGGGUUUCAAUUCAACACAACAUAAACCAAAAUAAAACGAAAAAAAAAAAAAAAAACUGAAGUGUGAGACAGAGAAAAACAAAGUAGAGAGAGGGAAGAGAGAAGAUAAUAAUCAUAGCUCCAAGUUCCAAACCACAAUUUCCCAGAAAAAAAAAAUUAAACACAAAAAUCAGCUCCACAAUUUCGUUUUAAUUUCUUCCUUUCUGAUCUUACAUGCCUAUGGAUCCCUUUGAGUUGAUUCGCGAAGGGUUUGGGUGAGACUAGCGGGACAUGUGCAGUUACUGUAAAUAGACUAGAUUAUAUUUAGUUAUUUUGUUGACAUCCUAGUUAAUAAUGAACUUGUCCAAGAAAGUAUCCCAAACGGAUGCAAAGCUAAGCAGCCCAAACAAGGCAACCACUUUGAAUCCAAAUGCAGCAGAGUUUGUUCCUUUUUCUCUCAGAACAUCGUUCUCUGGAACUGCCAGCUCGGUUGAUGCAACAGCAAGGCUUGCCAAUGCUGGGGCUCUUGGAAAAGCAGUUUUAGAUCGGUCAGAAUCAUCCAUUUCAAACAAUUCCGAUGAUGAGGUUCACCAAUACUGGCGAUGUCAGCUCCCUGACGAUAUAACCCCUGAUUUCAAGGUCGCAGGAGAAGAUGUAUCCCAAGAUGUUAAUGACCUUUCUUUAGCUGGCUUAUCUAUGCAUGAUGACAUUGAAGGUUUGAGGUUUGCCUCAUCUAAAGGAAGUAGAUAUAUAUUAAAUGAGCAGGAGGAAUUAUCUCAGCAGCACAUUAAUGGCAACAGUUUUACUGAUAGAUUAAGGUUUUCCAAUUCUAGCUUUAGGGAGGACCCAUCUUCAGCAAGCUUUCUGAACACUUCAACAAAUCCAUGGGAUAGGCCAAUUGGGAAUGCCAACCAGUUUGUUAGCAGUGGUCAAGAGGGGCUUACUUAUGAUGACAACUCAAGACAUGGAUUUUUAAAUGACAUCUUUUCUGAGAAUGCAAUCGUGAAUGAUACUAAUUUGAACCCCUUGGAGUUUCUGGCUUCUCUGUUCCCUGGUUUUGCGGCAGAAAGCCUUGCGGAAGUUUACUUUGCCAAUGGAUGUGAUUUGCAUAUGACCAUAGAGAUGCUCACUCAGUUAGAGCUUCAAGUUGAUGGUAGUUUCCAUCAGAAUCUGAACUCAAAGACUCUGUCAGCUCCCAAUCUCAGUGCAAUGGAUUUUCCUGCACUUACUUCACCAGAUGGUCAGACAGCUUCUGUAAAAUAUUCUGUAGAUAAUGUCCAGCAAAGUGGCAACCCUUACCGAUCAUCAGACAAAGACAUUCUGUCUUUCAAAACUAGCUCUUCAAUUCCGACUAGAGGUGCUAUUGACUUUGCUUCAGCUGUGAGGAAGCUGGCUUCUCAGGACUCUGGUAUUUGGAAGUAUGAUAAAAGCGGUUCUGGUGAUGCUGCCAUUGGGUCAAGUAGGACAUCUCAUGUUUUGGCUGGCUACGAUGGUGGACUGGGUAGAGCCAGCUUCAGUGACCGGUUACAGACUCGUGGUUCAGCUCGGGCAGCACCUGUUUGGGUUGAUACUGGUGACGCAGUUGCAAAUAUGUACUCGGAGCUGAGGGAGGAGGCUCGUGAUCAUGCACGCUUACGUAACGCAUAUUUUGAGCAGGCACGGCAAGCCUAUCUUAUUGGCAAUAAAGCCCUAGCAAAGGAACUUAGUGCUAAAGGGCAAGUGCACAACAUGCAUAUGAAAGCAGCUCAUGGAAAAGCUCAGGAAUCUAUUUAUCGCCAGAGGAAUCCAGUUGCUCCAGAGAUGCAGGGGAAUGGAAGAGGGCAAGAGAGGAUGAUCGACCUACAUGGACUGCAUGUGAGUGAAGCGAUUCAUGUGCUAAAACAUGAGCUUAGUGUGCUGAAAAACACGGCCAGAGCUGCCGAUCAGCCUCUGCAGGUCUAUAUUUGUGUGGGGACAGGUCAUCAUACGAGAGGUUCCCGCACUCCUGCAAGACUUCCGAUAGCUGUACAGCGUUUUCUACUCGAAGAAGGUCUUGACUUCACAGAACCUCAGCCAGGCCUACUUCGUGUUGUGAUAUAUUUUCCAAUGAUGCGAUCCACUUCCAUUCUCUUGCUCUCCAGACCUUCCCUUUUCCCUUCUUCCUUCUCAUUUUCCACCACCUCCCUGUCUCAAUGGUUUUCCUUUCUCCGCCACGCCAUCGCCACCUCCGACCUCCUCCUCGGAAAACGUGGCCACGCCCUCAUCAUAACCUCCGGCCACCACCAUGACCCUUUCCUCGUCAACAACCUCAUCACCAUGUACGGCAAAUGCGGCUCCCUCUCCUGCGCUCGCCACCUGUUCGACGUAAUUCCCCACAGAGACCUUGUCACCUGGAAUGCCAUUCUCUCUGCAUACGCCCAAGCCGGUGAUGCUGACAUUGUCAACGCUCAUGAGGGUUUUCGCCUUUUCCGUGUUCUCCGCGAGUCCUUUGUGUUAACCACUCGUCAUACUCUGGCCCCUGUGUUCAAGUUAUGCCUCCUUUCUGGGUGUGAAUGGGCUUCUCAGGUGCUUCAUGGCUAUGCGGUUAAGAUUGGAUUGGAAUGGGAUGUGUUUGUGGCUGGGGCAUUGGUCAAUAUAUAUGCUAAAUUUGGGAGGAUCAGAGAUGCCCGUGUUCUGUUUGAAGGGAUGCCCGUGAGGGAUGUGGUCUUGUGGAACGUCAUGAUCAAGGCUUAUGUUGAAAUGGGUCUUCAGGAUGAAGCUUUGUUUCUCUUCUCGGCGUUUCACAGGAGUGGCCUGUGUCCUGAUGAUGUUACUGUCCGGAGUGUUCUUAUGGGUGUUAGUAGAACUGGUUUUGAAUUGCAGUUGAAGCAGGUUCGAGCUUAUGCUACAAAGUUGUUCCUUCUGGAUCAUGAUUGGGAGGUUGUCAUAUGGAAUAAGACACUUAGUGACUAUCUUCAAGCUGGAGAGACUACGGAGGCUAUUGAAUGCUUCAUGGAUAUGAUCAAAUUGCGGGUAGCAUAUGACAACAUGACAUUACUCGUGAUGCUAUCUGUGGUUGCAAGUGAAAAGAAUAUCAAUAUGGGAAAACAGAUUCACUGUGUUGUUGUGAAAAUGGAGUCUGAUCGUGUUGUAUCAGUUGCAAACAGUCUUCUUAAUAUGUACAUGAAGGCAGGUUCUAUUGAUUAUGCAAAAAUCGUGUUUAGUCAAAUGAAAGAAAAGGAUUUAAUAUCAUGGAACACAAUUAUAUCUGGUUGUACACUGGGUGGUUCAGUGGAGUUGUCCAUAAGCUUCUUUGUUAAUUUACUACGCAGUUGCCUAUUGCCGGACCAAUUCACAAUUGCAAGUGUUUUGAGGGCUUGCUCUUCUCUUAAAGAGGGCGUCUAUUUCAGUAGACAAAUUCAUACUUAUGCAAUAAAAGCUGGUAUCAUCUAUGAUUCGUUUGUUUCAACAGCUUUAAUUGAUGCCUAUUCCAAGAGUGGAAAGAUGGAAGAGGCAGAACUUCUUUUUAGAAUCCAUGAUGGAUUUGAUUUGGCUUCUUGGAACGCUAUGAUGCAUGGGUACAUAGUGAGUAAGUGCUAUCACAAAGCAUUGGAGCUUUUCAUUCAAAUGCUUGGAAGUGGUGAGCAGGGAGAUCAGAUUACUCUGGCAAAUGCAGCUAAAGCUGCUGGAUGCUUGGUGGGGCUUGAACAAGGAAAGCAGCUUCACGCCAUUGCCAUAAAAAGGAUAUUUAAUUUAGAUUUGUUUGUUAUAAGCGGGAUUCUGGACAUGUAUCUAAAAUGUGGAGAGAUGGAAAGCGCAUGCAAAGUUUUCAGUAAGAUCCCUUCACCUGAUGAUGUUGCAUGGACAACUAUGAUAUCAGGAUGCGUGGAUAAUGGAUAUGAGGAGCAUGCUCUUUUUACAUAUCAUCAGAUGAGACUUGCCGGUGUGCAACCUGACGAGUAUACCUUUGCCACCCUUGUCAAGGCUAGCUCUCUUCUAACAGCAUUGGAACAAGGGAGACAGAUUCAUGCUAAUGUUAUCAAGUUGAACUGUGCUUUAGAUCCUUUUGUUAUGACCUCGCUUGUUGACAUGUAUGCCAAGUGUGGGAACAUAGAAGAUGCCUAUAGAUUGUUCAAAAAAAUGAACAUGAAGAGCAUCGCCUCGUGGAAUGCUAUGAUAGUUGGAUUAGCUCAACACGGAAAUGCAAAGGAGGCCCUCAACCUUUUCAAAGAUAUGAAGUCUAAGGAUGAAAUGCCUGACAGAGUUACCUUUAUAGGAGUCCUUUCUGCUUGUAGCCAUUCUGGUUUGGUUUCUGAAGCAUAUGAAAAUUUCUAUUCUAUGCAAAGAGACCACAGAAUUGAACCCGAGAUUGAGCAUUAUUCCUGUCUUGUUGAUGCCCUUAGCCGUGCAGGGCGCAUACAGGAAGCUGAAAAGGUUAUAUCAUCGAUGCCCUUUGAAGCUUCUGCUUCAAUGUACAGGACUCUCCUAAAUGCUUGUAGGGUUCAGGGAGACAAGGUGAAGGGAAAACAUGUUGCCGAGACGCUUUUGACCUUGGAGCCGUCUGAUUCAGCAGCUUAUGUUCUUUUAUCCAAUAUAUAUAGAGCUGCUAAUCAAUGGGAAAGUGCAGUGAGUGCUAGAAAUAUGAUGAGAAGGGUAAAUGUAAAGAAGGAUCCAGGCUUUAGUUGGAUAGAUAUAAAGAACAAGGUUCAUUUGUUUGUAGCAGGAGAUAGAUCACAUGAAGAAGCUGAUUUGAUAUACAAUAAGGUGGAUCAUAUUAUGAAAAGGAUUAAGGAAGAAGGAUAUGUCCCUGAUACAGAUUUUGCACUUGUUGAUAUUGAAGAAGAAGAAAAGGAGAGUGCUCUUUAUUAUCACAGUGAGAAGCUAGCAAUAGCUUAUGGUAUCGUAAGAACACCACCAUCCAUCCCAUUAAGGGUAAUUAAGAACCUUAGGGUGUGUGGAGAUUGCCAUAAUGCAAUCAAAUAUAUGUCAAAGGCCUUUCAACGAGAGAUUGUUGUGAGAGAUGCAAACCGAUUUCAUCAUUUCAGGAGUGGAAUCUGCUCUUGUGGUGAUUAUUGGUGAUUUCAUGAAGUUUAGUUUUAGGAUAAUUAGGAUAUUUUUUA